Clarias gariepinus (North African catfish) is the source of this 1503-nucleotide messenger RNA. RefSeq names its product G-protein coupled receptor 87-like. Gene Ontology annotation, cellular component: membrane. The coding region runs from base 51 to 1043 and encodes 330 amino acids. Gene Ontology annotation, molecular function: G protein-coupled purinergic nucleotide receptor activity. The record is from RefSeq and is a predicted model, not a curated record. The transcript is spliced from 2 exons. Lineage: Eukaryota; Metazoa; Chordata; Actinopteri; Siluriformes; Clariidae. Gene Ontology annotation, biological process: negative regulation of adenylate cyclase activity; G protein-coupled receptor signaling pathway.
UUUCAACGCAAGGCACAUAGCAGGACAGAGGUACUCGAACUGACCCAGCCAUGGAUCCAAUAGGAGCCUCUUCCAUCGUCUUCGUCACUCUGUACUUACUGGUCUUCGUGGCUGGCCUGUUCCUGAACACCCUGGCAGUGUGGGUGUUCUUCCAAAUCCGCACGCAGAAGCGAACUUUCAUGCUAUACCUGCGCAACAUGGCGGUGGCUGACCUCCUAAUGACCCUCACGCUACCGAUCAACAUACUCAUCGAGGCCAAAGUGGCACCUUUGUGGCUUCAUGUCGUGUCGUGCAAUUACACCGCUGUGCUCUUCUACUGCUGCAUGUACGCCAGCAUCCUCUUCCUCGGAUUGGUGGCUGUGGAUCGCUACUUGAAGAUCGUGAGGCCGUUCGGCGGAACGUGUGGCGCUUGUCUUUACAGUUAUUCGUUCACACGCGCCAUGGCGAUUAUGGUGUGGCUUGCCGUGACGGGUCUUUCGCUUCCCAAUACGAUACUGUCCAAUCAGACGAUACCGGAGACGAUGAAUAACUGCGCAGAGUUAAAGAGUGAUCUGGGUAAAAAAUGGCAUGGGAUGGUGAUCUACAUCAACAUAAUAAUCUUCUUCCUUGUUCUGAUCACUUUGCUUAUCUGCUACAUGUCCAUCUACAGACACAUCCAUCAAUCAUCUAAACAGUUCAUCAUAGUCGGAGAGACAACUCCGCGUAAGGCAAAAAAAGGACAGAACAUUCUUAUCUUACUGGUUGUGUUUUUCAUCUGCUUCGUGCCUUAUCAUCUGUGUAGGAUACCUUUUACCAAAAGCCAGACUGAUGGUGUUUUGCUGCAUUCUUCCCUGAUGAACGGGAAAAAGGCCACCCUCCUGAUGUCUAUUUUCAAUGUGUGCCUGGACCCGAUAAUUUAUUUCUUCAUGUGUAAGUCUUUUAGGAGCAAGUUGUCUGAAACACUGGGAUUCAGGACACCAAGUGACAAUAUGUCCAUGUACUCUCCAGCAACUACGAGGAAAUCACCGGUAGUGAUGAUCUUCAAGGAGAGCUCGUCUUCAUAAGGGAAAUCAAUGUUGUCUGAACAUGAAGAUUUUCUAUAUAUACGUUUUGGCAGCUUAUAAAUAUCUCUUUCUACGAGGCUUAACUAAACAUGGACAGUUGAAGACUGGAAAAAGACCAGACGGUCUUUUUUUAAACUUCUUAAGUUGUCUAGUUUUAGUGAGACUGUGAGUGAGACCAGCUAAAGCAAGCAUUUAAAAGCGUAAGAGGUAAAUGGUUAACUGAAGGUCCUAACCUGUUUCUUCUUUCAUGCAUUAUGUUGCUACCACUUGAUUAGCAGAUAAGAUAAUUGCAUGAAUGUAAUGGAAUACAGGUGUUCCCACUGAUGUGGCCAUAACUGUUAUAUAUUUAUACCUGUAUAUUUGUUAUUUGUCUUGUUUUUUUACAAAAAUGUACAGUAUAUAUGCUUUUUAAUUAUUGAUGUUUCAGUGUUUACAUUGAAUUUCUUGUAAUAAAAAUAAC